AUGGCGCCGAUUCCUUUCCUUGGCCGUUUGGGAAUAGCCGAAUACAUUGCCCUGGUGGGAUCUUUCUUCUUGGUUGGACUAGAAGCUAUAAUACGGAUCUUGACACUUGCUCUGCCCUCCACAAUCAUUCACCUCUUUUAUCGUGCCUCUCGACGACUGUUCAAUCGAUUUACCUCCCCGGCGGCAAAGAAGUCCGAGUCGAAGAAGAGUGAUAUCUCAACAAAACUACGGAAUGCCUCUGACUUUGUCGACCUCUGCGCUGCCUUCGGAUAUACUGCCGAAGAACACAUUGUCCAGACUGGGGAUGGGUAUUUACUAGGUCUACAUCGACUGGCAUAUCGAAAGGGAGAGGAAGACGAGAAGGUCAAUCAUGGGAAGAACAGCGUCCGGAAGAGUGUGGUGUAUAUGCAUCAUGGCUUGCUCAUGAACAGCGAGGUCUGGGUAUGCUUGACGGAUGAGGAGAGGUGUUUACCGUUCCAGUUGGUGGAGAAAGGAUACGAUGUCUGGUUGGGCAACAAUCGAGGAAACAAGUAUUCCAAGAAAUCGGUCAACCAUUCGCCAACAGAUGUCCCGUUCUGGGACUUCUCAAUGGACGAAUUUGCAUUCCAUGAUAUCCCAGACAGCAUCGCGUAUAUUCUCGAAACCACCUCGGCUCCAUCACUUUCUUAUGUUGGAUUCUCUCAAGGGACAGCUCAAGCUUUUGCUACACUGGCAGUCCAUCCUCGGUUGAACGAUCAAGUCAAUGUUUUCGUCGCUCUAGCUCCUGCCAUGGCACCGGCUGGUCUCUCGAAUGGGAUCGUUGAUGCGCUUGUCAAAGCAUCACCGCAAGUCCUAUUCCUUCUAUUCGGUCGUCGCUCUAUUUUAAGCUCAGCAACAAUGUGGCAAUCGAUCCUCUAUCCGCCAAUCUUCGUCCGAGUCAUUGACAUGGGUCUAUCAUUCCUCUUUGGCUGGCACGCUCGCAACAUCUCCACCAGUCAAAAGCUCGCCGCAUAUCCCCAUCUCUACUCAUUCACAAGCACCAAGAGUGUAGUACAUUGGUUCCAAAUCAUCCGAACCAAGAGUUUCCAGAUGUACGACGACGACGUCCAGCCAGUUGUGUCCCUCAGCACCGUCAGUAAAUACACUAAAGUCGCCCGCUUUCCUACUCGCAACAUCAAGACGCCCAUUGUACUCCUCUAUGGUGGCAGCGACUCCUUAGUCGACAUCAAUGUCAUGAAGCGCGAACUUCCCUCCCACACAGUGGCCAUCGAGGUUCCACAUUACGAACAUCUCGAUUUCCUGUGGGCUCGGGAAGUCGAUACCCUAGUGUUCCCGCACGUAUUCGACGCUCUAGAAAGCUUCUGUGACGCAGAACACUCGAAAGAGGAGUACGAGCGGUAUAGAAGUGCGAGACAUGCUUCAAUUGCCGCAACCAGGAGGUUAACUCUUCCGAGUAACUACCUGACUGGGCAUAACCACAGUGGAGAGGACAGUCCUUCCACAUACGCAAGCGUAGCAGGUGCAUUUCCCAGCAGCGAUUCGGACGCCCUAGUAAUUGCUCGAAAUGGCAAUGCGAACGGGGCAGAACCUUCUCUUCCCUCACCAAAUAUGCGCAAACGCGCGCGCAUCCAAAGCUCCUACGAUGAUUCUUCCGAAGGCGGAAAUUCGCCUAUCAAUAACCGACACAUCAAAACCAUCAGUGUAGACGAUGACAUCGCUGUCAACGGCAAUGUCUCCGACAAAGAAAUAGAACGACGAAAAGAUGGUGCUAGUACUAGAGGCAGUCCUACAGUGGGCAAAGCAAGGGGCAUGAGGAGUAGUAGUAUAGGCAGCAAUAUCAGUUUUGCGGACAAUGCGAAGGGGUCGGGUAUUAGGGGGAUUAGUUUGGGGGUUGGGAAGGCGAUUAGUGCUGUUAGUAAGGGGGAGAGUUUGGGGAGUGUGGGAGGUGGCUUGACGAUGAGUUCUGAUGAGGGGGGUCCGGCGGGGAAGAAGAAGAGGGGGAGGUGA
Cadophora gregata is the source of this 1986-nucleotide messenger RNA. RefSeq names its product cholesterol esterase (gene TGL1). The coding region runs from base 1 to 1986 and encodes 661 amino acids. The record is from RefSeq and is a predicted model, not a curated record. Lineage: Eukaryota; Fungi; Ascomycota; Leotiomycetes; Helotiales; Ploettnerulaceae. Gene Ontology annotation, biological process: lipid metabolic process. The transcript is spliced from 5 exons.